Molecule: messenger RNA, 4221 nt
Organism: Closterium sp. NIES-67
Lineage: Eukaryota; Viridiplantae; Streptophyta; Zygnematophyceae; Desmidiales; Closteriaceae
Source: the annotation of a GenBank genome assembly
CGACCGACAAAACCCGAUCCGUCGGGUCGGCUUAUUACCCGUCCCUGCCCCUAUGCCAACCCGACCCGACCCGACCCGAAAUCGGGUCAGGUAGUACCCGACCUAUUAAACCCGGGUCGGGUUGACAUUUUCCGAGCUCCGACCCGACUUGACCCGACCCGAACCCGGCAUCGGGGCCGGGCGAAUUACGCGAGGCGGCCGUCGAGGUUCGGCCGGACGAGGAGGGUCCACUCUCUGGAUACAUCCAGGCCGCCCCAACCCUCUCAGGCUCCCCCCCGCCAGAGCUUGCGCCAGAGGGAGCAAGACAGCCCACGGGGGUUCCGACCGCCCCCUCCCCUCUCCCACCCACACAGGUUGGCACUCCGGCAGCCCCAACGCGGGUGGAAGCCUCGGUCCAACCCUCCUCACUAUGCCCCUCCCCAUCUUCUGCCACUGCAGGUGCCCCCCGCACUGACCAUGGCACAUGCCCAGGCGGCCAAAGGGGCGCUCCCCACAAGAAGGGCAAGCAGGGCGAACUCUCGGGGGGGAGAUUUAAGUCGAACAAACUCCCUCUCAGCCCAUGACGCCUCACCGCGGCGAAUCCCACCUCACAAGCCCCACAGCUGAGCCUCGGGCAGGGCGCAGCCAUCGGGGGCCUCACUCCGCUUCCCUUCCCUAUGGCCCAGCCUAUCACACCCCCAUCUCGUUCCCCCCUUACCCCGCCCACGCAUCCCACCCGGGACCCUCUUUCUACAAUCCAGCCCUCACUCCCCGCCCGCCUCUUUGUACAAGCCCCAGGCUUCAUCCCCACCCCCAGGACGGCUCGGCGCGCAAGCGCAAGCGCACGCUCACCCGACACAGUCACCCGUCGUCGGCGACCAGGCCCGCUCACCCUCCCAGCCAUCCCACCCCCAACCACAGCGGAGGGUGGUCACCCUGCGGACCUCGGUGGGACGACCUGUCGGCCCCGGUACAGGUCGCCGGAAGGGGAGCAAGACCAAAGGGGCAUCGGGGACAGCUCGGCCACCGGGGCAGACGGACAGGAGCUCAGCCGAGAUGGAUAUCGAUACAGAGGCGGAGGGAGCGACUCCAGCACCUCCCAAGCAGCCCUACAUCCCCCCCCAGCGUCGGCCUCCCCCUCCCAUCUCUUCCUCCCCCCCCCGCCCACAUCCUCCCACCCAGGUCCAGGGCCGAGACGGCCCACCCACCAUGACCAACCAACGUGCCGUCCUUCCCCCACCCACAGGCGGACAGUCACAGGGGGCGGACUGGGAGACGGAGGCGGCAGUCGCCGACCUGCUCGGGAUCUGGAGCAUAUCUGCUACCCCCUCUGCGCCCCCCCUAGGCCCAGCACCCCGGGCCGCGAGCGACCUGGCCGACGACCCCCAUGCCGCCGCCCGGUUAUCUCCCUCCACAGCCCUCGCACCAGAGCGGAUGGCCAUCGACGACUCAGACGCGCCCCUUGCCCCCCUCACUCGGCCCAGGCGGGACUACGCCUCGAGGCGAUCGUACCUACGCUUUGUCAGCACACACGCACUCUGGCCCUCCCCUAGAGCCUGAUGCACCCCUUGCCCCUGCCACCAUCCCACCACCCCACACGGCCACAGCUCAGUCUCCUAUGGUCUCCCCUCUCAGCUCACGUCGGGAAGGAGCGUUUCCGCGGCCGAGUGCUAUAGACCCUCACCCCCCACCCACACCAGCUCAUGGCUUGACACCCGCGGCCGACCCCGCCACCGGUGUUUUCCCCUCCCCCCAGGAUGCAGGGGCCGCACCUAGGCCCUCGAGCCCCCCGCCGACCCCUCCCCCUCUUUCGACAUUGCCGCCGCCGCUGACCCCUGUCCGACCCCAGGUGGCAGGUGAGCCUCCUUCCCCGAUGGCGGGCGACUAUCGACCGGACCCGGUGGUCGAAUCGGCCGCCUCCACCGCCAGCUCUGACGAGACCGGCCACACCGAUCACGCGGACGAGUCCACGCCAGCCCAUGAGGUGAGAUGUCCCACGUGCCUUCACCUCAUGGCGGACGACAGAGCUCUCCGACACCACACACCUCACUGCACCCCGAGCGAUGAGGCACGCCGUGUGCAGGCCCGCCAGGAGGCCGCCUCGGUCCGCGGGUCACUCUCACGCCCGGAUUCAUCUGUUCCCGUCUUUUCGGACACGCAGUGGGCGCAGCUGGACUCUGUGGAUUGGAGAGAGUAUUUGUUUCCGUCCUGGACGCAUGCUCGCCCGCUCCGGUGCAUCCCGUCGAGGGUCCGAGGAGGCAUCUCUGAUGUCCUCCGUGAGAUCACCUCCCGUAUGGAGAAGUAUCCGGACGCCGACGGCCCCCACAUCUUGUUCACGGCGGUGCCGACGCUGUUCUUAGCGCCGGCCACUCCACCAGAGCGGGGCCACACAGCUUCCAUCGCGGCUCGCGUCGCACGCUUCUUCCGAGGCUGGGUGGUUCUGCAGCUGGACGUGGCCAACGCCUUUAACUCUUUCUUUCGCGACGUCUUGUUCCAGGCACUGCAUGCCAGUCCUGAGUUCAGGUGCCUCAUUCCAUUCAUCCGUCUUUUUUACGGCACGCCGUCCGAUCAGCUCUAUCGGACUGGCAGGGGAGUCACCACGAUGCACUCGAAGCGCGGCACUCGGCAGGGAGACCCGCUGAGCCCGUUUCUCUACGCCCUCACGCAGCGCCUUGCCCUGGAGCCCGUCCUGGCAGGGGGUGACGUCCAGCUCUGGUCGUACGCCGACGACACCUACCUCGUGGGCCCUCCGGACAGGGUGCUGCACCACUUCACGGAGGUCGUGAGGCGCUUGGGCGAGUUGGGCCUUGCUGUCCAGCCGCACAAGUGCCUUGUCCAUCACACGUCGGUGAUCCUGCCUCGCGACGUGCAGGCUUUCACCGAUCUGGGCAUCGAGGUCGCACGCCGGGGGCUCACCGUGACGGGCGUUCUGGUAGGCACCGAUACCUUUGUGACGAUCAGCCUGCGCGACCGACUGGAGAGGAUGGCUGGGGUGCUGCCGUGGCUCCCGAGGCUGCGGCAGCCACAGACAGCGGCGCGCCUGCUCUCCGCGUGUGUCAGCACACGUCCGCAGUACCUGGCGCGGACAGUCCCCCCAUCACCAGAGGUACGUGCCAUCUUUGCAGCGUGGGACGCGUGCUUGGGAGCGACCCUCCAGCAGCUCCUGGUGCGAGGUACGUGGAGGGAGAGGUAUGCGAUCUGUGAGGCAGCCCUGGAGCAGGCUUUCCUCCCGAUCCGCAUCGGGGGCUUCGGCAUCCGACGCAUGGAGCGCAUCGCCCCGGUGAGUUAUCUCUGUUCGUGGGUGCAGUGCGCACCGAUUCUCUGCUCGUUGCCGUCGGUGGGGGAGGGCUUCCGUCAGAGCUUCGCAUCAGGUGACCCCACCCAGAUCGAUCCGUACAUCAUGAUGGCUUAGGAGGCCCUGCCGGCGGACGUCCUACGCCUCAUGCCAGCCUGGCCUUCUUGCGCGACAGGAGCACCGGACGGCCUCUUCAGAGAGGCCAGCAGACACAUCGAGACGCACGCUUUGGAGUCGGUACGUGCCCGUCAUACUAAUCCCUUGCAUCUUGCCCGUUUGACAUCCUUUCAGGGUCCAUGUGCGAUAGCUUGGCUUACGGCGGUACCCUACGCGGACUCCGUGCCCAUUCCGGAGGUGCAGUGGCAGGUGGCUUCAUGCUUUCGUCUCGGUCUCCCCAUUCUCCAGAAAGUCCUGGCAGGUCAGUGCUCGUGCGGAGAGGAGAUCGCCGACAUGUCGGUGCCGCAUCACGCGGUGAGGUGCGCACGCUUCGCGGUCGCCACGACCAUCCACGACACAGUGAAGUACAUGCUUCGUGACUUCGCGGACGAGGCCGGCUUCGCUGUCCAGGUGGAGGACACGGCGCUCAUUCCGCACCUGGAGGCGACGCGAGCUCGACUGCAGGCGCGGCUAGAUGCAUUGAUGGUGAUUGUAGACGUCUCGGUGGCAGACCCACAGCGGGAGGGGAAUGCGCAGUUCACGCGCAUGGCACCCACUCUGAUUGGCGGCGCAGCAGCUAGGCGGGUGCAGGAUAAGCUGCGACACUGGAGGCCGGUGUUACAGGGGUUGCAGCCGGAUCCAGAGUUGUACGCCUGCGUAGUGGAGAUUUUUGAAUGCUUGAGUGAGCCACUGCGGCAGUUCCUAGGGCUGUGUGCAUCGCGGAUAGCACGGCGGAGGAGAGAUUCAGGGGCAGGGGAUGACGGGUCGGCACGGAUAUUCGAGACGAGCCU